GGGUGGAUCACCUGAAGUGUAUCAAUAAGAAGCUAAACCCAUCCCCUGCUUUAAACUCUCAGUUUCACAAACUCACAAGAGCUUGACAUAAUCUUUCAGAGCAAGGAGAGGGCGGAACAAAAAACAAUGGUUGUAUUACCAGUUUUGUUCCUGCUGGGGUCACUGUUUCUCUGUGGUCGUGUGGAGGCCCAGUCCUCCUCCACCGCUGACAUGCUGAAACAGGCUGCACUCCAGUGGAAGGGGCCGCUGACCUGUGACAAGUGGGACUGCAACUGCACUUUCACGCGCCAGCGAGGCUGCUGCUGUGCCGCCAAUGAAAUGCACCAAGUAGAAGAAGAAGCCUUCGUGAGGGUUAUGCAUUUGUGGCACAACAUCAUGUCGCUGAAUCAAAGAGUAAAGACGCUCGCAGAUAACAGCAAAGUUGCCUUCACGGCCACCAUGGACCCAAACAUCGCUAUCGCUAUUAGUGGAUCUACUGAACGUUGCUUUGGCCCAUUCAACACUAACGCACCGAUCCCCUUUGGCACUGUCAGUCUUAACAAUGGCAAUGGAUAUAACCCCUCCUUGGGUGUCUUCACCGCCAUUCGCGCUGGCGUUUAUGUCUUCUCUUUCACGACCUACUCAUCCGUGGGACAGAACGGGCGCCUCUACCAUAAGGUGCAGCUGAUGAAGAACGGGGUGCUGGCGGUCAGCGUGUGGGAGAACAACCGAGAGGACGGCGAGGACAGCGCGACUCAGGUUGUCACACUGGCGAUGCAGAAAGGCGAUCAGGUCUACCUGGAGCUGAUGUCCGGGAGGAAGCUCUGCACAGACCUGCAGUACAAUAUCUUUACUGGGUACAUAUUGUACCCCUACAAUGAGGAGUAACUCACCAGCUGGAUAUCCACGCAAACCUUCCAGACCCAGGCCCUACGACGAAUCCAUUUGUCCUCACACAACUGAAAUUAAAAACUAGUGGUCUCUGCUACACAUUGACUAAAUAAAUGUAGGUUCGUGUGGGACCUAUAGCUUCAGAACCCCUGCAGUAGAUAUAACGUCUGUUGUGAUCAUAUGUAAAGAAACACACACACACGUGCUGCGUGUUUGGAAAUAUUUGCGUCACACCGACAGUGACAGUCUCUGUAAAGAGAUAAUAAAAGGUUAUUUGACAGGG
Mugil cephalus (flathead mullet) is the source of this 1153-nucleotide messenger RNA. RefSeq names its product cerebellin 18 (gene cbln18). NCBI's taxonomy places the organism in Eukaryota, Metazoa, Chordata, Actinopteri, Mugiliformes, Mugilidae. Gene Ontology annotation, molecular function: protein binding. The record is from RefSeq and is a predicted model, not a curated record. Bases 127 to 867 code for a protein of 246 amino acids. The transcript has 7 exons.